This is a messenger RNA of Brassica oleracea var. oleracea, 1108 nucleotides long. RefSeq lists its product as uncharacterized. The coding region runs from base 183 to 665 and encodes 160 amino acids. Lineage: Eukaryota; Viridiplantae; Streptophyta; Magnoliopsida; Brassicales; Brassicaceae. The transcript is spliced from 2 exons. The record is from RefSeq and is a predicted model, not a curated record.
ACUUAAUAUAAUUAUCCUUUUAUAAUUCCUAAAAAAAAGGAUUACGAUAAAAGGGGAAAAUGCUCUUCUUAUCCUUUUAUCCACAAAACCAAACCAAAACUCGUGUCUUUAUCUUUUAAUUACAGCUUUGUUCCCGAAAGUCAGAAACCGUUCGUCUCCCCCCCCUCUCUAUCUCUCUCUAGAUGGCUCGUUCCCUCUCCCUUCCACUUUCUCUCUCUAAAAACCGACUCACAGCAGCUGCAGCCUCCUUCCUCCCUUCAUCGCACCUCUUAUCCAUCCGAUCUCAAUCCUCCGACCGUCGCGGCGAUCUGUACGAAUUCGACAUCGCCGCGUCGCAAUCGCCCUCGGAUCCGUUAAUUCAGAAGCUAGAGGACGCCGUUCACCGGAUAGUCGUCCGAAGAUCGGCACCCGAUUGGCUCCCGUUUGUUCCCGGUGCGUCGUACUGGGUCCCUCCUCCUGGAUCUGGAUCUCAGACUCACGGGAUCGCUCAGCUCGUCGCGAAGCUGGCUAAUCCGUUAACGGACGAAGAAUCUCUCUCCACCAAUUCGUCUCGCGGAUGGCCUUCCUCUGAUUAUUUCCUUAAAGGUGUGCAGCCUCUAUUGAUGGAGACUAAGACCGAGGCGACUUCAAAUACAGAGUCUCACUCCGAGGAUGAGGAAGGGUAAAGAGAAUGCUACUUUGAAGAAUCAACCGGCGCGUUUGGGUGGGUUGUUACUUAAACUAAAGGUCUGACCUUUUUUAUUGAAUGAUCAUGUAUAAAGAGUCAGACGUCUGAUGACUUUUUGGUUGGGUUUCAUUAGAUAGAAGAAAUAAUGAAGCUAGAUCUAUUGGAUCUGUAGAUUGUUAUGAAUAUGAGCCGGGGUGAUUCUGAUGACGACUGAACCAAGUCAAGUGCAAAGACUCGCCAUAUAGACUGCUUUACUAAUCCUGAAAUGUAAAAAAAAAAGAAUAAUAGUAGUUAGUUGUAGCCAUUUUACCUCUGUUUAGUGUAAUCUUUUCCUUUUUUAAAAAGCUGUUGUAUAUAUUUCUGUUUCAUUGCUCUUUCAGUUAUGUAACCAGUUUAUGAUAAACUCGAAUGAAUAAAAGGGGAAAAAAAAUUGAGCUUUCA